ACUACUACUGUACACAGCUGAUUCAAAUGAUCAAAACUAGAUGAUUAGUUGAUUAUUUGAAUCAGCUAUGUCGUAAUAUGACAAAAAAAACAAAACGUGCACUGAGUUUGUGAAACUCAGUGCACGUUUAGGUUUUUGUCUUCUUGGCACUAAGGACCACCAUACGUAAACAUGCAAGGCUCUUGUGGUAGCUAAACUAACAGAUACGUGUCAUAUGCUUGUGAUCUGCUUUUCUACUAUGGCAUUUCCACUUUAGCACACAAGCUCCGUAACGUUAACAAUAUUUUUGUUCCCUAAAUGAUUUUUAGUUGGUCGGCUCGUGAUGCCCAAUUUACUGUGAGAGAUUCGAUGCUCGCGCGUAGUCUGAUGAUCAGCUAACUAGUUACUACGAAUUCGGUAAACAACUCCUUUUCACUAAUUAAGUUUAUAUUAAUUUCAUACUAAACACCUUAAACUUAACAAUUUUAACUACUAAAUAUAUCGACGAACCCAUAGUUGGCUAACUGGUUGUCAUUGGUCGUUAAUUAGCUAGCUAGACAGCUAAUGUGUUAGCUAGCUUGCUAGCCAACUAACUGACAUUCGGCAGUUUUUACUGCAGCGACCCCCGUUGGUAGUUGGAACUCCGUGGCAGUGAAUGGAGCAGGAUGGCUGCUUUGCCUGUUCCCUGCCCAGUGCGAUUGGGGAUCGUGAAGAAUGGAGGCCUACCUGCUCAGUUGCAUAGGUACACCCUGGAGAAAAAUCUGCACAAGAUGGAGAAGCUGCUCCAGAAAGGUGUGGAUGUGGACUGUGUCAAUCACUUGGGCCAGACACCUCUGUUCUGUGCAUCUCUCCUGGGCCUGGCAAGUGUCACUGAGCUUCUUCUGCAAUUUGGAGCUGACCCCAACCAUCGCUGUGAGGACAGGAGCACCCCUGUCCACGCUGCUGUGUUCGCCUGUAACCCCUGGCUGCUGAGCGGCCUGCUAGACGCAGGGGGGGACCUAAGGCUCCACGACCACAAAGGCAGGAGCCCCCAAGACUGGGCUGAGGCUGGGGCUCAGGAGCACAGCGCCAGGAUGCUUAAGUUCCUGAAGAGCUGUGUGAACCACAUGCACAGCCUGUCUCAGUCCCCCCAGCCCAGGGAGUUGUGCCGGACCCCCACCUCUUCCAAGACUCUGCUGCGCUCCCCCUCUCUACUGGAGCUCCUCAAGUCCGGUGGCUCUGACCUGCACCUCAACAGAAAGAUUACCAAGUCCUCUGCCUGUGACACAGUUCAAUGUUUUGGCUUUGGAAAGUUGUGUAUAGAUAAACCUGGAUAUCCGUUGGGCCUUCUGGCCUCCCUGCCUGUGAUUGGGGACAGUGAGUUGGGGCAGGCGGACGACGAACCCCUCCUCUCCUUCUCCUGUGGCGCCUUCAUUACCAUGACCAAUUACAGCUGGAAGGGCUGCAGGAUAACUGUGAAGGAGCUGCAGUCCAUCUCUCCACAAGGAGGCAGCCAAGAGGCCUACCUUGACCUGAUACUCAUUGAGCUGGAGUACUGCAACCAGCUGUUCCAUCCAUACCUGCUGCAGCUGAUGGCAGUGAGCAUGUCCAGUGACCUGAUGAGAGUCCGUCUGGUGUUUGAACGGGUCCACGUGGGCUCUCUGCACAACUUGCUGCAUCAGAGGCGUGCUGAGUUUCCAGUGCUGCGUGCUGAGACCAUGCUGUUGGUGGUGCUGCAGGUGUGUGAGGCUCUGCUCUACCUGCACAGUCGGGCCCUGGUGUUGCGAGCUCUUUCCUCCCACAGCAUCCUCCUCACACACCCUGGCGUGGCCAAACUCUCCGGCCUCGGCUUCAUGGUGCCCAGUGACAAUAGUCACCGCAGACCCUCGGCUCACCUGCCCCUGCCCCCAGGCCUGUACAACUGGGCCGCCCCUGAGGUGAUCAGACGGAGACCCUGCACAGGGAAGGCUGACCUCUACAGCCUAUGUGCCCUCAUCCAGGAGCUCUAUACAGACACAGUGCCGUGGGGCCCGGUGGACCCUCGUUGGAUCAGGCAGACUGUAGAGUCGGGCCAGGCCCUGGCUACAGAUUCCAGUGUGCCCCAGCCUUACUACGCCCUGGUCAGGGUGGGCCUGCAGCCCCGCCCCGAGGACCGUACACACAGCCUGCAGGACUUGCGCUAUACACUGCGCCAAGACAUGAAGGAGCUGUCCCAAGUAGGGGCACGGAGGAGGAGUGGGCUGUACACAGACAUAGGAGGAGGGCUCAGGCCUGCAGGCUGGAGUCCAGAGUCCGCCCCAGUUAAGGAGCCUGCAGACCUCAGGCCUACUGCCUACACUGACCCACAGGAAGGUUCUUUAGGCAGUUCCAUGGACACUACAGUGGACAGGGAGAUCCAGGACCAGCUCAGCGAACUGGACAAACUGCUGGACAGAGAGAACGAGACAGAGAGGGGAGAAGGAGGAAUGACAACAGACUCUGAACAGCCCAUAUUCCACCGUGACAUCUCUUUUAGGGACAUCCUGCCCCUGGAUGACUGGCGCCUGUGCUCUGUUGUGCCAUCGGAACCCUACAACACCCAAGAAGAAGAGUCUGACUCCAGCACUGUAACAGAGGAGGAGGAGGAAGAAGAGGAGCGGACAAUUAUGAAGGAGAGGGCUGUUCAGCCAGAGCGCCCAGUGUCUGGAAAGCUCUCGGAGCACAUCAGCUCCAUCGUCCUCAACCUCAAGGUCUCCCAGGUACUGUUGCAGCAGUCCGAGUGCAACCUGGCCACCGUGGAAACAGGCCGUUCUCGACAGGAGCGGGGGGCGGUUGACGAGGUGGACGGAGGGGCAGAGGGAAAAGAUGCUCAGACCCCCCACAUCUCCUCCUCAGCCUCCACCUCCCUCUCAUCCACUCUCUCUGGGUCGGUGUGUAGUUACAUGUCCCGCGCAGUGGGGCCUCCUUCACAAUACCGUCUCCUACCACAUGGUGUCCACCCCUCGGCCAAGAGACUGGAGGCCCAGCUACUGAAGGGAGGAGAGUCCAUGCCGCUCAGCGCUGAGGAGCUGGCCGCAUGGCAGAGGGAGUAUCCUGCAGAGGAAUACCCUAAUCUGGAGUGCACUACUCUGGAGUGCCCUUCGGAGGAGUACCCUACUUUGGAGUGCACUACUUCGGAGGGAACCGGCAGCGAGGGCGAGGAGAUGAGCCACUAUAGCUCGGCUCCGGAGGACAGCUUUGUCAACCUAUGCCCCAGAAGGCAGCAGCAGGUAGGUAGAGAUGGAGGCUCCAGAGAGACAGUGAGACGAGGUCCGCAGGCAGAGACAAAGCAGCAGUCAGUGGACAGACAGGAACUCACUGACAGGCUCUGUCUGUCUUCUGAGGGGACAGAAUCUCUUGAGGACAGUCCCAGACAGCCUGAGCUCCCAGCCAAGGCCAAAUGGACCAGUGAGGUGUCAGAGUUGGUGGCCAGGAUGACCCGGGGGCGUCUGGGGGUGGCUGUGGGCCCCCCUGCCAGCAGUGACAGUGAGGAGAUGGAGGACAGACAGGGGUUUGGGCGAGUGGUGGAACCACCCAGACAGGACCCCCUGGGGCGCAGUGACAACGGCUACAGGUCCGCUCCAGACCCUGCCUCAAAGCCACAGAAAGCUGCAGCUGAGGCCCUCGAAAGCAGCUCUGAGCUGGAGCAGAUCUUCAAAAGCUUUGCAGGUGUCCAGAGUGAGAGUGAAGAGGAUGCAGAUUUCCACACAGUGAACCGCUCCUUCAAUAUGACAUGUGGAGUGUGGGAGGGCUCAGGACAAAGGGAGGAGGAGGGGACCUCUGAGUCGGACUACACUCAGUCUCCUGUGGAGGCUUCCAGCAUGUUCUACACCCCCAACCCAGAGCAGAGGAACAACCCAUCCAGAGACAGCCAGAGCCCUGUCAGCUCAGAGGAUGACCUGGAUGUGACAGUGGAGGUGUGUAGGGCUGCUGACAGUAGGACUGUACCAGAGGAGCAGAAGCUGGAGACCAAACAUGGGAUGUUCAUUUCCCUAGAGUGUCAGCCUGUACAGGAGUCAGAUGAGAUUGACAUAAACCCCACUGUCAGUCAGCACGCACCCUUUCCAAUGGCCAGUGGUCUACCUGACCUGGCUGAUGUCUCCAGCAUCACGUACUCACCCGCCCAGCACCAUGAGUGGUUGGACCAGGAGAGACUGCAACCCAGCCCCCUGAACAGACGGCCUCCGCCCUGCUACAGCACCCCAUGCAGCCCAGCGACUGCACCCAACUACAGAGCCAUGGGGGUCACUGGGGAGCCCAUCCCCCCUCUGCCCAGCCUGCUAGACACCUCCACCUGGGGCAGCACCCGCUCCCUGCCCCCCCACACCGAGAGCUUCGCCAUUGCCAGCCUGGGAGCCAGCACGACAGACCUCUCCAGACAGACCUCACCCCUGAUGAGAGACUCCUCCGUCGAGGAGACUGGGACGCACGUGGGCGUGUCAGAGUUCACCACAGCCAGCUCCGGAGAGAGACGGACCACAGGGACCAGCCAGGAGGGCGUGGGCUCUACCUACACCGUACCCACCACCAGCCAAGAAAGGGAGGAGGUGGAGGAGAGAGAGAGUUUAGAGGAGAAGAACAUGGAGUAUCUCGAAGGGGAGAGAGGGAUGUCGCUGGCUGCUGACAGGAAAGAGUUGGAAGGGUCCGAUCAGGGUAGCUGUGCUGGUGUGGAUGUCGACCUGAUGGACGAAGAUCCUCUGGAUGCUAGCUCCUCUGUUUUAGAGGGAGAAGAUGAACUUGUGUCAGAUGAGGAAGAGUUGCCUGGCGAAGAGGAGACAGACCAUGAGGAUGAAGAUGUGAUUAAUGAUCAAGUGCUAACUGACGAAGAGGGUUCUGUGGCCAGUACACAGCAGGCAGAGACAUCAGGAGCUCACCAUGGCAGCACACACAGUGAAGAUUCCCUUUCAGGCUGUGGUCCAGACACAGAGGGAGCUGCAUCAUCUGUACAGCAGAGCCAGGCCAAAGGCCUGUCUGGGGGCCCAGACUCACUGGAGGAGACUGACAGAGCUCACUCUACUCUGGAUGAGGUGCUGCAGGGCAUGUUGGUGGAAAGGGCCGCUGGUCAAAGGGUUCUGAAAAGUCCAGGUCUGGUUGCACACCCCAAACAGCAACUGGGUGUGUGUGAGCCCCAGGUGGAGGGCGAGUUGAGUGAGGAUGCAGGUUGUCCAGGAGGGGACCGUGCCGAAGUGGCAGAACGAAAGGGGGUCGACACCAAUGACUGGACAGAACCAGCACCUGCAGAAAAGCUAGAAAUGGCUAGUCAUGAGACCUGGAGUCAGCCUCACAGGGUUAUUGUCCUGGAGCAGACUCCCAUCAAAAGCCAAAGUGACCCCAACCAAGUGAGAUUGAGGAAGAACAUGUAGGACACAUGUAACUUAACAUCAGUCUUAUUUCUCUACACUACCAUUCACUCACCCUUUAAGCAUGACAAUGUUUUCUUUGGUGCUGGACUUUAGAUAACUUAUGCAUUCUCGUUCUAAAAACAUUUCCUUUGGAUAGUUGAGGUCAUACAUGUCUUUAAUGUCAUUUGUAUUCAGUGCUCUACAUGAAGCUUUAGUUAAAUGAAAUUGUUACCAUUACUGUUAAUACAUAGAUCAGAUUUGACCAAUAUUAAAGAAACAGACCGUAAGUAAAUUUAAAGGUUCCUGUUCAUUUUGUAAUUGUUUUACAUAGUUCGGGAAAGCAACUUCACUGUACUUAAGAUGCUAAUGUGUUUGUGCUCUUAAAUAAAUUCUUAAUUGAGCAAA
Messenger RNA from Oncorhynchus mykiss (rainbow trout), 5723 nucleotides. NCBI's taxonomy places the organism in Eukaryota, Metazoa, Chordata, Actinopteri, Salmoniformes, Salmonidae. The record is from RefSeq and is a predicted model, not a curated record.